AUGUUGUACAAAUUGGACUUUGCUUUCGAAUAUGAUCUACAACUGAUUGAUUUUCCGGUUUUCUUUCAGAGAAAAGAAACAUUUCAACCAGGUGUGACAACAAUGACACCUCGAAUACUUUCUCAUCUUCUCAAACAGUAUCGAUGGAUACCGUUUCGAACUUAUGCUGUCAAACGAGAAUCUAAACAUUAUCCUCUGGAAAAAAUUCGAAAUAUCGGAAUUUCUGCACAUAUCGACUCAGGAAAAACAACUUUAUCGGAACGUAUUCUUUUCUAUUCUGGACGUAUCCAAGCAAUGCAUGAAGUUAAAGGUAAAGAUUCUGUUGGUGCAACUAUGGAUUCAAUGGAACUCGAACGUGAACGUGGUAUUACCAUUCAAUCGGCCGCGACCUACGUUGAGUGGAAAGGUCAUAAUAUAAAUAUUAUCGACACGCCAGGCCAUGUUGAUUUCACUGUUGAAGUAGAACGUUCGUUGCGUGUACUUGACGGUGCUGUGCUUGUUGUUUGCGGUGUGGGUGGUGUUCAGUCACAAACUAUGACAGUUAAUAGGCAAUUGAAUCGAUAUCGAGUACCAUUUCUUACUUUUAUCAAUAAACUCGAUCGUAUGAAUGCUAAUCCUACUCGAGCUAUGGGACAGUUGAAAGCUAAACUUGGUCACAAUGCUGCUUUUGUACAAAUCCCGAUAGGCUUAGAAGGAAACUUCAAAGGUAUUAUCGAUCUCAUCGAACGAAAAGCAAUGUACUUUAAUGGUCCACAUGGCGAAGAAAUCUCGAUAGAAGAGAUUCCUGAAGAGUAUAAAAAAGAAGCUGAAGAUAGACGACGUGAUCUAAUCGAAACGGUCUCCGGUGUCGAUGAUGAACUUGGUGAAAUGUUUCUCAACGAAGAACAACCGACUGAACAACAAAUCCAUGAUGCCAUUCGUCGUUGUGUCAUAAAUCGUAAAUUUCAACCGAUUUUCGUUGGCUCAGCUUUGAAAAACAAAGGCGUGCAACCACUACUUGACAAUGUUUAUCGUUAUUUACCAAAUCCAGCUGAAGUCGAAAACAUAGCCUUAGACGAACUAGGAAAAGAAAAGAAGACGAUCAAACUCGAUCCCACGCGCUCGUUUGCUGCACCAUUUGUUGGUUUUGCUUUUAAAAUCGAAGCCGGUGGUCGAAAUACUAGUGCAACACAAUUAACAUACGUACGUGUGUAUCAAGGUGGUGUUAAACGUGGUGAUACACUUUACAAUAUGCGUACAAUGAAACGAACGCGAGUAUCAAAACUCGUUCGUAUGCAUUCGAACAAAGCUGAAGAAGUCGAAGAAGCUUAUGCAGGUGACAUUUGCGCAUUUUAUGGUCUUGAUUGUGGUACUGGUGACACUUUUGUCAAUGAUAAAGCUUAUCGGAUCAGUAUGGAAUCAAUUUUUGUGCCUGAUCCAGUUAUUUCUAUGUCCAUCAAGUGUUUAUCAACAAACGAUGUCGAAAAAUUUGCCUCGGCUUUAGCUCGAUUCACACGAGAGGAUCCGACAUUCCGUAUUGUUUAUGAUGAAGAUAACAAAGAAUCAAUCGCUAUGGGCAUGGGAGAAUUACAAUUAGAUAUUUACGCACAACGUAUUCAACGUGAAUAUGGCGUCAAAAUUCAAAUGGGUAAACCAAAAGUUUCUUUCCGAGAAUGUCUCGCUGCUCCUAUCAAAUUUGACUAUCUUCACAAGAAACAAUCCGGCGGUGCAGGUCAAUAUGGUCGCGUUAUUGGCAUUCUCGAACCAUUAUCACCCGAUAAAUUCGCCACAGUUGAAUUUUCUGACGAAACAUCCGGAACAAAUGUACCGUCGCAGUUUAUCCCUGCAAUUAAAAAGGGAUUGGCUCGUGCUUAUGAAAAAGGUUCUCUAAGUGGAAACAAAAUUAGUGGUGUCAAAUUUCGUCUAUUAGAUGGGGAUAAUCAUAUUGUUGAUUCGAAUGAACUUGCAUUUAUGUUAGCUGCCGAAGGAGCCAUAAGACAAACGCAAGAUCACGGUCAAUGGCAGUUGAUUGAACCGGUUAUGCUAGUGGAAAUCAACGCUCCGCUGGAAUUUCAAAGCGCUGUCACCUCCUUAGUUGUCAAACGUUUUGGUAUCAUAUCCGGAAUUGAACCACGUGAAGAUUGGUUUACAAUGCUAGCUGAAAUUCCAUUGAAUGACAUGUUUGGAUUUUCGACGGAUAUUCGUUCACAUACACAAGGUAAAGGAGAAUUUUCGAUGGAAUAUACUCGAUACUGUCCAGUCCGAUCCGAUAUAUCGAGUAAAAUCAUUCAACAGUACCACGAAAGUCUCGAAAACCCUCAACAACAACAACAACAUCAGCAACGACGAAGAAAUUAA
Messenger RNA from Adineta ricciae, 2337 nucleotides. The record is from the annotation of a GenBank genome assembly. Lineage: Eukaryota; Metazoa; Rotifera; Eurotatoria; Adinetida; Adinetidae.